CAGAGGGUGGGGUAGGUGACGGCCAGAAGCAACCAUCUAUCAACCAGCAGGGAAGCGAGGCCGUAAACCUCUGUGGUGGCUGCAGGUUUCAUCACAGCCUGACUUAAUGCAUCUAACUCUGGAGAGGAGCUUAAAUUUUAAAGAAAGAGACUCGGAGAACUAUUUCAGCAACCUGACCAUGGCUGGUCUUCCCUGGACAGCAUGGACCACACUGUCCAAACCUUCUUCAGUCCCGCCAACACCGACCAUCCCCCCAGCUAUGAGAUGCUGAAGGAGGAGCAUGAGGUGGAUGCCUUGGGGGCACCCCACAACCCGGCUACCCCGACAUUCACCAUGAUCCACAUCCACAGAGAGACCUCUGUGCCUAACGGUGUCCUCUGGUCCCUGUUCAACACCCUCUUCAUAAACUCCUGCUGCCUGGGCUUCAUAGCGUUCGCCUACUCCGUGAAGUCUAGGGACAGGAAGAUGGUUGGUGAACUGACCAGGGCCCAGGCCUAUGCCUCCACCGCCAAGUGCCUGAACAUCUGGGGCCUGAUUUUGGGCAUCAUCAUGACCAUUCUGCUGAUCAUCAUCCCAGUACUGAUCUUGCAAGUCUAUCAAUAGAUCAAGAGGAAUCAUCCAGGCCAGGGGGCUCUGCCCAUCACCUGUUUCCCAUGUACUCCACCUUCCAUUCCUCACCCAGUCCCCGAGCUGAGACCUGUAUCAGCCCUUUA
Callithrix jacchus (white-tufted-ear marmoset) is the source of this 713-nucleotide messenger RNA. The record is from RefSeq and is a predicted model, not a curated record. NCBI's taxonomy places the organism in Eukaryota, Metazoa, Chordata, Mammalia, Primates, Cebidae.